GCGGUGACGGUGCACGCGACUGGGCGGGCUGCGAGGGAACCCCGCGAAGCGGAGGAGGGGGUUGCGUCCGAAUGGAGAGCCGUGGAGUCCGCGCUGGCCCUCGCGCGCGCGUGGGGUGAGCCGGCGGGACUGUUGACGUUCCGUCCACGUCUGGCAGUGGGAAGGAUCGACAAGACCAUGCUGGCGGGUCUGAAGGUCAAGAAACAGGAGCUGGCCAACAGCUCGGAUGUGACCCUCCCAGAUCGGCCACUGUCCCCUCCUCUCACUGCACCUCCAACCAUGAAGUCGGCGGAAUUCUUCGAGAUGCUGGAGAAAAUGCAGGGGAUCAAGCUUGAAGAGCAGAGGCCAGGACCUCAGAAGAACAAGGAUGACUACAUCCCAUACCCCAGCAUUGAAGAGGUUGUGGAGAAGGGAGGCCCAUACCCUUUGAUCAUUCUGCCCCAGUUUGGGGGUUACUGGAUCGAGGACCCGGAGAAUGUGGGCACACCAACAUCUCUGGGCAGCAGCGUCUGUGAGGAGGAGGACGAGGACAGCCUCAGCCCCAACACAUUCGGUUACAAGCUUGAGUGCAGGGGUGAAGCCAGGGCCUACCGCAGGCACUUCCUAGGCAAGGAUCAUCUAAACUUUUACUGUACUGGCAGCAGCCUGGGGAACUUGAUCUUGUCCAUCAAGUGUGAGGAAGCUGAGGGCAUUGAGUACCUCCGGAUCAUUCUCAGGUCCAAACUGAAGACGGUGCAUGAGCGAAUCCCCUUGGCUGGACUGAGCAAGUUACCCAGCGUCCCCCAGAUUGCCAAGGCUUUCUGUGAUGAUGCAGUGGGGCUGAAAUUCAAUCCUGUCCUGUACCCCAAGGCCUCUCAGAUGAUUGUGUCCUAUGAUGAGCAUGAUGUCAACAACACUUUCAAGUUUGGGGUCAUUUAUCAAAAAGCCAGGCAGACCCUGGAGGAGGAGCUAUUUGGGAACAACGAGGAGAGCCCAGCUUUCAAAGAGUUCUUGGACCUGCUUGGGGACACGAUCACACUCCAGGACUUCAAAGGGUUUCGAGGAGGCCUGGAUGUGACCCACGGACAGACAGGGGUGGAGUCGGUGUAUACAACCUUCCGGGACCGGGAGAUCAUGUUUCAUGUCUCUACAAAGCUGCCCUUCACGGAGGGCGACACACAGCAGCUGCAGAGAAAGAGACACAUUGGGAAUGACAUUGUAGCCAUCAUCUUCCAAGAAGAAAACACACCAUUUGUUCCAGAUAUGAUCGCCUCGAACUUCCUACAUGCCUACAUUGUUGUUCAGGCUGACAGCCCAGGCACAGAGACCCCAUCCUACAAGGUCUCAGUCACUGCACGUGAAGAUGUACCUGCCUUUGGUCCCCCUCUGCCGAGCCCACCUGUUUUCCAGAAGGGUCCAGAGUUUCGGGAGUUUUUACUUACCAAGCUUACCAAUGCAGAGAAUGCUUGCUGCAAGUCGGACAAGUUUGCCAAGCUGGAGGAUCGGACCCGGGCUGCCCUCCUGGACAACCUUCAUGAUGAACUCCACAUACACACUCAGGCCAUGCUGGGCCUGGGCCCUGAGGAGGACAAGUUUGAGAAUGGGGGUCAUGGAGGAUUCUUGGAGUCUUUUAAGAGGGCCAUCCGUGUGCGCAGCCAUUCCAUGGAGACCAUGGUGGGCAGCCAGAGGAAGCUGCACAGUGGGACCAUCCCUGGCAGCCUCAGCGGGGGCAUCGUCCACAACAGCAUGGAGGUCACCAAGACUACCUUCUCGCCUCCAGUGGCCGCAGCAACAGUGAAGAACCAGUCACGGAGCCCCAUCAAGCGGCGGUCUGGGCUCUUCCCUCGCCUACACCCUGGUUCUGAAGGCCAGGGGGACAGCCGGACACGAUGUGACAGUGCCUCCAGUACCCCCAAGACCCCGGAUGGUGGACACUCUUCUCAGGAGAUAAAGUCUGAGACCUCAUCUAAUCCCAGCUCUCCGGAAAUCUGUCCCAACAAAGAGAAGCCCUUCAUAAAGUUGAAGGAGAAUGGCCGUGCCAACAUCUCCCGCUCCUCCUCCAGCACCAGCAGCUUCAGCAGCACAGCGGGGGAGGGCGAGGCCAUGGAGGAGUGUGACAGUGGGAGCAGUCAGCCAUCCACAACGUCACCCUUCAAGCAGGAGGUGUUUGUCUACAGUCCGUCCCCAAGCAGCGAGAACCCCUGCCUGGGGGCUGCUGCCACACCCAUCAUCAUGAGCCGGAGUCCCACAGAUGCCAAAAGCAGAAACUCCCCGAGGUCAAACCUGAAGUUUCGCUUUGAUAAGCUCAGCCAUGCCAGCUCUAGUGCGGGUCACUAAUGUGGAAGAGGAGUCCUUCCCCUAUCCAAGGGGAGUCUUGAUUCUAGCCUGUGGAAUGCUCCUGUUCUAGCAGUUUGGGGGUGCCGUCCACUACUCUGACUGUUCAGGCCUGCUGUCUCACUGGCCUCCUACCCAGAUGACCAGCUGUCUAUUCCAUGUCUUGACCUGGCCAUAGUCCUGCUGGCUUCUUCAUCAAUAGACCUGAAGCACCUGCCCAUCUCUGGACAAGGCCUCCUACCCAGAGGCCACCCUGUUCCUCACCUCCCAAUGUGACGUCUGUCUGGGUCAACUGCCAUCUUGUUUUGUCUGCAGGAAAAGGGUUGGGCAAGGGGAGGACCUGGGUUCCAGGGUGUUCAGAUGGAAACUGGGGAGCUAGAGACAGAAGGGGUGGUGAGUGGGGAGCGGAGAUGACUGCAGAGAGCAUGGUGGGUACUGUCUGUCCUGGGUCACAGUGCAGUGCCUUCUUGGACAUGCAUUUGCUUGUGGUGGAAGGGAAGGGCUGUUUUUCCAAGAGCUGAAUCCUAUAAAAAUCAGCUUCAUUGCUCCUGUUCCUCUGGAGUUCCAAAAUAUCUUACUGCUCCUAUGUGAAACACUUCUGACACAUCUACUAGCCCAGGCCUAGGGGGCUCAUAACCCUGCUGCCAGGUUCUCCUUAGGGGGCUCAGGCUGGUGGCCAGCUCAGAGUCAGAGCUGGGUAUGUCUGGGACCUGGCUGUAUACUUCCUUGACUGUCCUCUCAAGGUGUUUCCUUUCUCAUUUCACAUAUGCUCCUGAUUAUCCUAGCUGUAGGAGAAGCCCAGGUAGUUUUCCCCCUUUGAUUAAAUAUUUUUCCUAUGAAGGAAUGGACAGCCAGGAGUUCAGGGAGAGCAAAUGACCAGUGCUGGGUGUUUGCUGGUUGAGAAAACCAAAUGACCAGCCUCUGGAUGCAAAGACUCAGCUGGGGUCCAGGUCUCCACUUUUGUGAAAGUUCAAAAAAGGUGUACUUAUUUCAGUCCAUCCCUUAGGUAAGAGGGGAAAGGUGUGGUAGGGGAUGACUUGGCGAGUUCUAGUCAGGCCAGUGUGUGAAGGUUGAACUUAGUGUUGGAAAGAAUACUUUGUCCUUUCAUAAUUUGUGUUCCUGGCAUCUGUGAGGGGCCCAGUAUUGCCUGGGGGCUGCUUCUAGGCUCAGCCUCUCAACUCAACCCUCCUUCACCCCCUCUCCACUUGCAGGUCUCUAGGCAAUUGCCACAUCUGUAGGACUCCUGUAAGCCCAGGUCCAUGUGCCUGUGCUUUAUACAUUGCACGUUGCACCCGACCAGGGCCACCUUCUGUGGGAUGAGCCUGCUCAUCAGCCCUUCUGGCUUCUCAGCCUUCCAACCCUGCAAGGCUUUCUGAUGUUGGGUGUGGGGUGGAGCAUCCUCCAGCCUAAACACCAAGGCUAAACAGCAACCCUUGAAGGUCUUGCAACUUUAAGUACACACAGGCCUCUGGCACAGGGCUGCUGGGGCUGAUGCUGGCUGGGCGUCUGCUUCAGUGACCAGAUGACAAGAUUUCUAACCAAGUGCUUUAUCUCUCUGCAUAAGGAUCUAUUCCCAAGCCAAAGCACAGACAUGUGACAGUGUUUGGGGCUGAUAUUGUUAACUCUUUCCCCUCUUGCUUUUGUCAUCUGAGCAAAAUUUUGAUUCUUUGUUCUCAUUGCACUUAUAGCCAGGGGAGGGGGACUGCUCCCUUCACCCAUUUGGAAAACCUGCUUGCAUAAAGUACUAGUCUGGUAAGAUUCAUUCUAGCUAGAAGGUCAACAGAAUAUCUGUUUAGCUUUUAUUAAAAGUCAGUGUAGCAGCACCCACUGCUGGAAGGAGGCCCAUAGAUUCUGGCGACACUGUACUGGCAGGUUUCCACAGGAACUUCAAAGGUCAAACGAUGUUUUCUUUGAAACUAUUACAAGGGUUCUGGCUCCCUUCUCUGGGUAGCACAUAGUUACAGUUGCUCAAUGGUUGUGCAGUGCUGUAUUAUGGUCUGGGAUCCUCUGGGGGCUGAAUGAGAAUGAGGGCCCAGCCCCCUACAGCCCUCUGGACUGUGGGCAGCAGCUUAGAGUCUUACUGAAGCCUCUCAGCUCUUGUGACUGGGCUUGUGCAGAUGAGGCUUCACUCAUAUCUGAAGCCCUUCCACCAUGACCUCUAUGAAAGGCUUUUUUGGUCACACCUCUGGCUUGGCACUUCCUGCCUUACUGAAGAAGCUAAACUUUGCAGGUGCUGUUAGGCCUCUGUUCUGUCUCCAGUUCUGCUGAUGCUUCAAAACAGAUGCAGGAAAGCUUGAGAUAGAAGGUCUUAGACAGUUUCUGUCUGUGAUAAUGAAUGUCAAAUGGCGUUUCUUGGAAAAUAAUCUGUGGUUCAGUUUUGUGGGCAUCAUUGGAUUCUCAAGCCUUCUGGCCCCUGUUAGCAUCUCAUCCAACAUGUCAUCGUCUAGAUGAGGGGAAAGAACUUGCUUGAGGCCACACAGCCACCUAGUAGCCAAGCUGACACUAGACCCACAGCCCAGGGCCCUUUCCUGUGUGCCAGCUGUGUUGUUGGUCGAGUAAGCCUCUGCCUUUCCUGAGGCCUGGGCUUUGGGGAAGCUGCUUGGCUGGGGCCUCCACACUGGGAGGUGCCAGGAUUGGAGGGUGUUGGCAGGGCCUCAGCCUCUGCUGUUUUUCAUCAUGAGAAAUCUUGGAUUGGUCAGUGAGGGCCCUGGGGUUUGGGGGUGCAGCUUGAAUAAAGGAAACAGGGAGGGAUUCCAGCUCUUGGGCUCUGUGACUAGGGCCUGGGAAAAGAUGCAUUAGCCUUUGACUUCCUUGUUCUGAAUUAAGACAGAAAGUGGUAAAAGUGGUAAAAGGAAACUCUCUCUGGUCCCCCCCCUUUUAUAUGAUGGUGCUGGGAAUGUAUCCAAGGUCUUGCUCAUGCUAAGCAAGUACUCUGCCACUUAGCUAUGCUCCCAGCUUCUCCAGUUCUUAAAAUGGGCAUGGUUAUUGAAAACCCAGAUCAGGUAAUUAGGCAGGAUACAGCCAGUUUCAUUUUCCUUACCUUGACCCCUCAAGGUGCCAACUAAACAUUACCCUUUGUUGUUUAUUUCUUAGUCUGCAAAGACAGUUCUGCUGUGGGAAACUGGCUGGGGUUCAGGUAGAUCUUAUGGCUCCUGGGCUGCAGGGACCAGGCCAAUCAGUCAUGCUCUGAAGCCUAUGUUCCUUACCCAGCUUCUGGCUAGCACCCCCCCCGCCCCCAUUCCCCUAAUCAAAGGCAAAGGCAGGCAGGUAUAGCCCGAAAGGCUAUCUCUUAUAGCUUGGUAGGGGGCCUCUGGGGCAUUCUACCAAGUUCUGGUAUCUGUUUCAUCAGCAGUCCCUUGCUUAUCCUGAUCCUACACCCCUCUUCUUUCAGCUGGGCUGUGUGCCCCUUUGGGAGGAAGAAGACAACCGCCCAGGGCCAAAGGCAGUGGAGCACUACUGAGUACUGAGUGAGCAGGUGCUAGGACAGGGGCUCUGGAUUGGGCUUUGCCAGCCCUGAGGGGAGAGUACUUGACUUGAAGAUUGGGAUUUAAUUGCCAUUGUCUUUGGUUUUGUGACAUUUCCACUUGGAAGGGUGAAAUUCCCCUUCCUGCUCCUUAGUGUGUGGUGUGUGCCAACUCUUCCUUGUGAUGUCACCCUUUGACCUCCAGCUUGGGGAGUGCUGAUGUCUCCAUGUGAAGAGAUGCCUGUGGUAGAGUGUAGUUUGGAAGUGACUCCCUGUGACGAUGAUGACUUUUCUUUCCUUCCUCUUAGUGAGGAGGUGAUUUGUAGACCCUGACUGCCUAUGUAAUGUAAAUAGUGUACAUUUAAUUUAUUGCUAUGGUAGCACAUUGUAUUUGUUAAUGUAUAAAACAAAUUCUAAAAGGUUGACAAAUGUAUAUUUUGUUGCUUAAAUGUGUCUUUGCAGAAAUCAACAAUAAAUAACAUAUUUUGUGUCCAUCAGGGUAUCUGC
Nannospalax galili (Upper Galilee mountains blind mole rat) is the source of this 6283-nucleotide messenger RNA. RefSeq names its product RAP1 GTPase activating protein 2 (gene Rap1gap2). Bases 178 to 2316 code for a protein of 712 amino acids. The transcript has 26 exons. The record is from RefSeq and is a predicted model, not a curated record. Gene Ontology annotation, molecular function: GTPase activator activity. Gene Ontology annotation, cellular component: plasma membrane; cytoplasm. Gene Ontology annotation, biological process: activation of GTPase activity; regulation of small GTPase mediated signal transduction. NCBI's taxonomy places the organism in Eukaryota, Metazoa, Chordata, Mammalia, Rodentia, Spalacidae.